AUGGCAUGGCCAGGGGCAUCAUGGCCAGAUGUCCAGAAUAGUCCCUGCAUUGCUGGACGACGAUGUUUCAUCGCUUUGAUGCGCGGCUGGCGCGGCAUCGGUGCGGCUGGGGCGGAGACGUGGAUCACGCAACGGCGACAGCGCUCGAGACGACAUACGAGGCGCUCAGAAGCUGCAGGAUAUACCAUUGGUAGAUGCUGGCUCGUCCAUCCCGGUCUUUGUUGGCGCGAUGGCGCGGACUAUCAUGACGCUAUCAGCUCAGGAUUUGGACACAAUCAGCCGAUGGCAUGCAGCAGGCAUCGCCGAGUAUUCUCUCAAAUAUGCCGUGUCUCCAUUACACCAAAGCAGUCAAGAAACCUCCACAACAGCGGUGCGACAGCAAUUGUAGGGGUGGCGUCUCGCUCUUACUCGACCUGGACCUACAUGUCGGUCAUGAGCCUACACAUGCUGUGCAAAACAUCAAGAUGUCGCGUGGAGGAUGGGGAUGCUGACAGGUGCCGGGCGAAGGUGCGCUGCCACGUCGUGAAUGCAGAACUGGAUCAGGCGCUGAAGAUGUAG
Aspergillus tanneri is the source of this 558-nucleotide messenger RNA. RefSeq lists its product as uncharacterized. The coding region runs from base 1 to 558 and encodes 185 amino acids. The transcript is spliced from 2 exons. NCBI's taxonomy places the organism in Eukaryota, Fungi, Ascomycota, Eurotiomycetes, Eurotiales, Aspergillaceae. The record is from RefSeq and is a predicted model, not a curated record.